Molecule: messenger RNA, 5341 nt
Organism: Oldenlandia corymbosa var. corymbosa
Lineage: Eukaryota; Viridiplantae; Streptophyta; Magnoliopsida; Gentianales; Rubiaceae
Source: the annotation of a GenBank genome assembly
GUUUUUAUAAGACGGAAAGAGUACAAAAGAUUGGACAAUUAACUCGGAACAGAAGAAGGAAUCGGUCUAUUUGUAAAAUUAAAACAUUUCAAUUGUUAUAGUUUUCACAUUUGCAUAUGUAUCUUUUAAACACUAAAAUAAAAUUGCAAUAGAUCAGUAUAUCUGUACGGGCCCUAUUAUGUGGAGUAUAUACUCUCCCAAAGACGAAUGAAAUUUUGGAAAGCAAAGACACAUUUGUAUCUCUCUCUCUAUAUAUAUAUGUGGACUGACAAGUAUAAGGAAGAAAGUGAUCUAUUAGAUCAUCAUCAUCAUCUCCCCUCCCCAUUUGUUUGUUGCUCUAAAAGAAAAUAAAAAUUAGGAUUAAUUAGUGAGACAGACUAGACUAGAGAGAGUGGUGUAUUGUAAAGUAGUACUACGUAGUGGGCAACAAAACACUUGGAAUCCAAACUCCAAAGCUUUUUUUUUUUUUUGGUUAAUCUCCUUCUCUACAUUUUAUAUAUCACAAGCUUUUGAAUUUAGUUAUUUAGGAUAAAGAAAAGAUCAAAAGGGCUGGUUGAUGAUGAUGAUGAUGGGAAAGCUGUCGAGGCUGAGCCACCUCUUUGUCACCGUCUUCCUCUACUGUUUCUCCUCCGUCAUGGUGGUUCCGGCCAUAACCGACGUCACCAUGGCGGCGAUUUGUCCCGGACAAGAUGAGUGCUCAUUAGCCAUAUAUCUCUCUGGAAUUCAACAUGCGGUAUGUUAAAAUCUCCAUUAAUUUCUUCAUGCUUCUGUUUGUGUUGUGUUGUGUUGUUCAGUCCUUUCCGUGUGAAUUGCAUUUUGCUCGAAAUUAAGCUCGCUACCUUGCGUAUAAUAGGCUUCUUAGAACAAGCUUAACUUCCAAGCAAGAGUUUUGAUUUCUUUGGUUCACCUUUCUUUCUUCCCGUCUCUGUUUGUGUGUUUCUACUUUAUUGGAAAUGUCCAUUUACCCUCAAAGCAAAAAAAAGAAACUAUGGAAAGAAAAAAUGAUGAGAUUUGAGCUUCCUUUUUCUUACUUUUGCUACUAUUUCAGCUCCUCAAUUAAUUUGAGAUAUACGUGUUAAUAUGUUCUUAAUUAAAAUGUUACGUUGCCACUAUGAUGUUUGGGCUGUGGCCGAAUCAAGAGUCGCGCUUUUCGAUUUUUUUAAUUAGUACACAUAUGAUGAAGCUUUUAAUUAGAAAAAAAUCGUAUUUUAACUCAUCUUUGCACAUUUUUGGCUGCGUCCUUGGGGACUUGGAAGUUGGAAAAUGUGGCCAUACUUCCUCUAAUUUCAUUGUUUGAUCAAGGAAAAGAUAAACUUACAUGGGAUCCUAAUUAACAGUAAGUACGAAUAUUAGCUUCGCCUAGAGAAUAUACACAGUUUAGAACUUUAGAUCCACGACACCAUAAUAGUAAUUUUAAAUGACUGAGUUUACAUUUUCAGUUAAUUAGUUGCAAUUAGAAUUAGAAUUGACGUUUAGGUUUGGCGUUGAAUGUUGGGUUUUGGGUUAAUUAGUUUGCUUCAAGUCAAAGGAAACUGGAAAAAUAAGGAACAAAACUAACGAAAGUUUCGACCCAACCAAAAAAAAAAACUAACCAAAGUUACAUUGUGUGGCCCCUAAUAUACAGAUAUGUUGACCUUCUUUCCACUAAUUUCACUUUCAUGAUAUAUAUAUACAGUACACCCCAUCCAUGGUUCGGUUAAUUGCAUCAACAAAUUAUCUCUGGUGAUUAUAGUAUUCCAUUCGUUCCAAACUAACGUUCUUGUCUGUCGAAUUAAAAUACCACUCCUUCCGAUCCUUAUUAUAAGGGAUUUUGAUUUUGUCCUAGUUUUCACCUAGGAUGUAUAUUUGAUUGAAAUAAAAACUUUAAAAACAUUUCCUGAUUGUUAAGAGAACGCAACGAAUGUGAAAAUAUAUUUUUAAGAUAUUUUGUUCAAUUAAAAAUACAUCAUACGUGAAAUCUAAAACAAAAUCAAAAUGGCUUAUAAUAAGUAACGGAGGGAGUAUAUCACACUGGUUUUUAAACUACAUGAAGAAGAGAAAUUUUGUUCAGGAAACAAAACCUCAUUGGCCGUGUUUUCUACAUUAUAGUGUAAUAGAUAAGACAGGUUGUGAAGUUUCCUUCAGGAGAAAGUGAACGGAAAUUGUUUUGAGGGGUACAAUUUAAUUGGUACGUGAAUGAGACAGAAAAAUAGGAAAUUUCGUGUCUUCCACUACUAGCUAGCUAGCUAGCUAGUUGUACAUAUGUAGUUCUUAUAUAUUGUCCAUUUCCGAUAUUAGCUGCUCGAUCCAUAUGGACAUAUGGUGCCUAAUCUCUCCCCCCACAAUAUUAUAUCAUGAUCCCUCUAAAAGACUAAAAUUAUUAUACCAUAAUACACAUGUUUAAUUUUUUUUUUCCUCUCUUUUGACCCAACCGGAUUUGGUUGUGAAAUUCAGAGUUAAUGAAAUUAAUGGGUGCAAAAUGUAAAUGCGCAGAUAAUAGGACUGGGAUCCCUCGUGAUUAUGCCUUUGGUAGGGAAUUUGUCGGACAAAUAUGGGAGGAAGGUCAUGUUGACUGUCCCCAUGACUCUCCACAUUUUUCCACUUGGUACGUUUUAACUCCUCUUCUCUUUCACUCUUUUCUCCGUGAUACCACAAUAACCAAAAAAAAGAAAAAAAGAAAAGGACAUGCAUACCACAAUAAAAACGUCAAAAAUCGAUAUUUUUCAUUCUCAAAAAAAUUAAAAAGAAAACCUUGGUUAGUUCAUGAUUAUUAUGAUAAAUAUGCCGAUCAUCAAAUACGUACUGUACAUCAAUUAGACUAUGUCUCCAUGAUGUAUGUACUUAAAAGAUGUCAAAUAAAUAGAAUUUCCCUAUAUGAACAUGGUCAGAUAAAUAAAAAGCUUUCACUUAAAGGACCUGCAAACCAAUUAAUCUUCCUUACCUGAUGACGAUUUUCUCUUUUCAAGUGUUCCUAUCUCAGGAUCAAAUCUGGUAAAGUGUAUAAGCACUUACAUAAAAGUGUUCGAAUGAAAAAGAAAGCUACCAGAGUUGCACUAUAAUGGAGUGUAUGCAUCAAAUUAACACUACGUUGGUCCAUUAAUUUGAAAUUAUCAUUACACAACACAUAACACUGUGGAUCAACUUUUGAAGGAGGGAGUAUAAAUAAAAAAUGAAUCCACUGCAGCAAAAAGGAAUGAAUUCAACUUAAUAAAUCCGCAUGUUAUUGUGUUUCGCAAAAUGAAGAGAAUGGUAAACAAAGUAUGGAUUCCCAUUCUUUUCCUUUUUUCUUUUUUACGUUUGACAUUUAAAUGGAACCCACAUUAAAGUUCAAAAAUAAGAAAACAUACAUAAGUUUUUUUUGUACCUUUUUUCUUUUGUAUUUUUUUGGUUAUUGGUUAAUCUGGAUCACUUUGUCCGGAAAUUUUCUUUAUUCUGUUCCAUUAGUCCGAACGGAAAAUGGUUCAAUACUUCCAGCCAGCAGCCCAUUUGAACAUAUAUGAUGAUGAAUCUGAUCCAGAAUCCAGAUGGUUGAAUGAGAAACCCACAAAAAUAAAACUGGAUUGAAAUGUAUGUAUAACAUUAUUAUCGAUGAAUCGUGUAAAAAAUUAUGAAAAAAGUUUUAUACAACACACACACACACACAGAGAGAGAAGAAAAGGAGAAAGGCAUAAUAUAAUCACAAAAAAAGCAGGGGAAUUAUAGUGACAAGGGUGAAAAUUGGAUGAUUAUGUUGGCAGCCAUAUUGGCAUAUAGCAGGACAACAGAAUACUACUAUGUGUACUAUGUGCUCCGAACAAUGAUUAGCAUGAUCACCGAAGGCAGUGUCCAGUGCCUUGCUCUUGCCUACGUUGCUGAUAAUGUAGCUGAGAGCCAACGAGUUUCCGUGUUUGGUAUUUUGUCCGGCAUUGCUUCUUGUGCAUUUGUUUGCGGGAACCUCACUGCUCGUUUCCUUCCCACUUCUGCCACUUUUCAGUUUGCUGCAGCUGGAAAUGUGGUGGCACUUGUGUACAUGAGAGCAUUUCUUCCGGAUUCAACCAUUGAAAAUGUUUCCACAAGUACUGCAAAACCAGAUACUGUCACAGAGACUGAUAGCCUCCUGGAAAAAGCUCCCCAAAAGGCCUUAAAACUGUUCAAGAGAUUGCCUUCGUUCCGUGACACUGCUAGUUUGUUAGGAACUAGCCACACAUUUUCUCAGGCAGCUAUGAUCACCUUCUUCAGCACAGUUGCAGAAGUUGGUGCUCAGUCUUCACUCUUGUACUACUUGAAGGCACAAUUUCACUUUGACAAAGAUCAAUUUGCUGAUUUGAUGAUCAUCAGUGGCAUUUCUGGCACUGUAUCGCAGCUACUCCUGAUGCCCAUAUUGGCUCCACUUCUGGGAGAAAUGAAGCUGCUUUCAGUCGGGCUGUUUUUCAGCUUUGUCCAUCUGUUGUUGUACAGCAUUGCUUGGGCAUCUUGGGUUCCAUAUGCGGCAGCUUUAAUCUCUAUUGUGGCUAUUUUUGCAAUGCCUUGUUUACGGAGUAUUGCAUCAAAAGAAAUCGGACCUACUGAGCAGGGAAAAGCUCAAGGAUGCCUAACUGGCAUAUGCUCCUUCGCGCACGUCAUUUCGCCAUUAGCUUUCAGUCCUUUGAGUGCUUGGUUCCUUUCUGAUAGUGCACCAUUUCGUUUUCCUGGAUUCAGUAUCAUGGUAGCUGCAUUCGCCGGGAUGAUUGCAUUUGGGCUGAGCCUCAUGAUAAACAAAGCUGAACCUAUGACUUGUUGCAGUUCCGCAGAUUAUCCCUUCUCUGUGGAGCCUUAGCAUAUGUACCCUUAAAAAAACCAAAACCAUGUGAAAGAUAAGCUAAAAAAAGAAAGCUCUGAAAGAACUAAAGUCGUAGCUGCAAGUUGACAUUCUGUACAACUUGCAGAAUGAGGGUUAAUUUUCUUUCUCGGAGAUUUUAUCUUGUCUGAAAAACAAAUGGAACUUCUUCCCUAGAUUUUAUCAAAGAUUGGUGAGUUGUUUCAGGUCUGACGUUUGCUUUAAGUUGAAGUUAGUAGUCAACUCAUGAUGUAUUCAUAUUAAUAUUCGCUAUAUUGAGCCAAAUAUUUAUAUAUGAAGAUGGUAGAAAAACACCAUAUUUCAUCUUCAAAGGCUAAUUUUACUUGAGGCGAUUUUACCAUUGUAGUAGUAGUAAAUGGAAAGAAAAGGUUAUGUAAAAGUGAUAAGGACUCCUCCGCCCUUAACCAUAGGUCGAGGGUUCGAACCUCGCAAUGGGCAUGUAGCAACCUUAAAUUCUUUGGCCAGCUCUCCCAUCCAUCGAGGUGUUUGCCAUGAGCGAAGAGGAUUAAUCACUGUUAUCGACGGUGGACACCCUGUAAUAAUAUG